GCCGUCGCCACUGUCGGCCGUCCGAAAUUACCGUGCAAACUUUCAAAGUUGGCACUGCCGAAAAAAAAAAAACUUUAUUGUCCAUUACGAUUUUUGUUGUCUCGGUUCCGUCUCGUUAUUAUUUUUUUUUCAAAUUUUUUUCUCGUGCAUCCCGAUCCCCUCGUCCCGCCGCCACCGCCCACCGUACCCGGCGCCGCCGUUCCAGUCCGAACCCUCCGCGUCCCCACCCCCACCCGAUUACCCGGUACGCGCAGCGCACCGCACGCACACACGCGCGCACGCACACCAAUAUUUCGGUAAAAACGCGACGGCUCAACACCACACCGGAGUGGCGAUGCGAUGGUAUGUUUGAAUUUCGUUACGCCGCGUUUCAGUGUGAAAAUUUCUCUUUGUCCCACAGCGCUGCUUUCGCCGCUGCCGCCGCCGCCGCCGCCACCGCCGUUGAAAAACGGGACCGUCGUAGCCGACGCUUUUGUCGCCGCACACUUUAGUGGUUUUAUUUAGCUCGUCGUGUCCGCCGCGCGACGUUUCAUGUACAGACUACAAUUCUACCACAAUAAAUACAAUUAAUAAUAGUAAUAAUAAUAACAAUAAUAAUAAUUUAUUAUUUACGACACAAUAUUACGAUUGCAUUAAGAUUAAAGUACAAUAUUAUAACAUUUAGUAGGUUUUAAUUUUUAUUUUUCCCGAAUUGUUCGUGUUACCAUUGACUUUCAUUUCGCGUCGGUGCGGUUUGAUUUUUUUUUUUUUUCUUAAAAAUUAUUUUCCAAAUUUUUGCAAUUUAGCGUGGCGAACUCGUGCGUGUUUUUUGCGUGUGUGUGCGUGCGGAGCGUUUACACUACUGUCCGGCUCGAGCGCGUGUGUGUAGUGUUCGAUUGUGUGUGUAUGUGUAUGUGCGUGUGUGUGCGUGUGGUGUGCACAACAGGUCGUCUUCGCGUCGGUUCCUCUCGUCGUGGUCGCAUCGUGUUCAAGUGAACUGAAUACCGAAACCAUCACCUCACGCAGCGUUUGUUUGUUGUUUUUUUUUUUCUGGCCAGGCGUUAUCGUCUGGUCGUUGCCGCAAGUUGUGUACGAUUACGACGAGACCCGCUCGGGCCGUCGCCAUGGAUCACCAGCAGCAGCAGCAGCAACAGUUCUGCCUGCGGUGGAACAACCAUCAGAACACUUUGAUCUCGGUAUUCGACAGCUUGCUGGAGAGCGGAUCGCUGGUGGAUUGCGCCCUGGCCGCUGAGGGACAGUAUAUGAACGCGCACAAAGUCGUCCUGUCCGCCUGCAGCCCUUAUUUCGCGAUGCUAUUAAAUCAACAUUUUGACAAAUAUCCGGUGCUUAUACUUAAAGAUGUAACAUAUCAAGAACUGCGGUCUAUGAUGGAUUAUAUGUAUCGCGGUGAAGUGAAUAUUACUCAAGAACAACUUGGAUCAUUCCUGAAAGCAGCAGAAUCACUGCAAAUUAAAGGACUUUCUGAAAGUAGUGGUCGAUCUGAUCGAAAAUUAGAUACUCGAAAAAAUUCAACUAGAAAUAUUUCACCAGGACUGCCAAAAAAGUCUGUUACUCCUAAAGUUUCUGAUGGCGCUUUUGAUCCAUCCAUGACCGUUCCACCUCUACCACCACAAACCAUUGUACCUACUAUACCAAAUACUAAAAGACGUAAAUUAGUACAACCAGUGAAAAACUUUAGUAGUCUUGUGGUAUCACCAGUUAAUCCAAGUCGUACUAAUGCUAAUAAUUUAGAUGUAAAUAAUACACCAAAUCCCACUGCACCCAGUUUAGCUGGUGAGGGUAAGGCAAAUAUACCAUCUCCUCCAAUCAUUCCUAAACCUGUGGUAGAAUCUGCAAGUGUUAAAUCCGAAGAGGAGACACCUGAUGUAAAUGGUGUAUUAAUUGAAGAUAAAGAAGAUAAUAAAUUUUGGCCUUCUAGCGGUUCAAUAAAUGAGAUAAAACUUGAAAAAACAGAUACAGAAGAAGAUGCUAGUGAGAGUGAUAAUAAUGCCCAUAGUGAUGUAUGUACAACAAGCACAACUGUUUCCACCAUUACAACAUCACAAAUUAAUAUGACCAAUUUCCGUCCUGAAGAAGGUAUGGAACUUACUGAAUAUGGAGGUAUGAAUAUACCACCAAAUAUGCAGGAUCAAGCAUUUCCCUUAGGUUCUUUAUGGUGGAAAAACUUUGAACAAAACUCCAAAUAUGUGCGCACAACUCAAGCAAAUCCAUUCAGUUGUCAGCAUUGUGGCAAGAGAUACCGAUGGAAGAGUACACUGAAACGUCAUGAAGUAUUUGAAUGUGGAGGUAAAGAGCCAGUUCAUCGUUGUCCUCAUUGUGAAUAUCGGGCUAAACAAAGUGGUAAUUUAAGGGUGCACAUACGCAAGUAUCACACAGCGUUAGAGUAAGUUCCUAGAUGCGUCACAACAUCCAUUUUAAAAGUUGGAGUAGUUAAAGCUCUAACUUUUUAUUUUUAAUUUUUUUAUUAUUAUUACUUUUAAAAUAAACUUCAUAUUUGCUCAUUGUUGUGAUUUCAUGGAAACUUCAUCAAUCAGGGUUCAGUAUUAGCUUUUUCAAAUUAUUGAAUAAAAUGAAACAUUUUCCUAACUUGUUUGAACAAAUAAUUUUAAGGCUCAAUAUCAAUCCGAGUUGAUUAUUUUGAUUUUAUUGUAAAAUGUUCUUAAUACAUUUAUUAACUUAAUAUUGUUUCCUAAACGUUGGAAUUUAAUGUAUAUUUUUAAUAUUGUCCUCAUUAUAUGACCAAACAAAACAUCUGGUGUUCUAUGUUAUUUGCAUGUGUCUUAUAUUUAGGAAUUUUUUUAUUUAUGUAAUUGUAGGACAGUGUGCGUAUUAUUUGAUAUUAUAAUUAAUAUUAUGUAUGCAGUAUUUAAGAAUUAACCGCGACACUUGUUCCUAAAAUAUAUGAAAUUACACAGACGUAUAAUUUAGAUGUAAAUUAAGUAUAAGUUUUUUAGUAUUAACUAGUUUUUAAGUGUUAGUACUUAAGUGAAUUAAUAAUUAGUAAGUACGAAUUUCAAAGCUCAUGAAUUGUUUAACUCUAUGUGAUAAAAUAUUGUUUUUUCUUUUUUUUUUAUCAAUGUUUUAUUAUUAUUAUUUUUUUUUUUUACGGGUAUACCUCACUAUGAGCUUCCAAAGUGCCUUAUAUAUACACAUGUGAUUUUUGAAUUUUACUUAAACUACAGUUUCAGAUAAUAUUUUUAAAUCUAAAAUAAUAUGUACAACUAGUGUCUUCCAAAUGUUUGUUGUAUUUUCAGAUUUACAUGUUUUUGAUUUUUAUUUAUGUGUGCUUUGUUAUAUGUUAGGUUUGUAUUUUUAUAUGAUGGACAAAACUGAUAUUGUCUAUAGAUUACCAUUGUAAUAUGUCGGAUUAAAAUUGAACAAAUUCUACUCUAAUGAGCAAAUGUUAAAGAUAGUACAAUUGAGUAUUAGGGUAGGAACAAUAUUAUAUGAAUUUGCUCAUGCAGACAAAUGUUAGGAUUUAAAAAAAAUAUAUAUUGACUGUUUAUUUACUACGGGUUUUCAACUAAUGCACUCUAUAGUUUAAAUAACAUAACAAAAACAAAAUACAUACUACUAUUUUUCCAUGACAAUAAUUAUUUAUGUUAUAUAAUAUAUAUUUAAAUAUAUAUUCCAUCUGACUGAAUUAGAUCGAUCUGACUAUUUACAAUGUUUAUUAUUGUAUUUUUGUGUUAAUAAUGGGCAUUUUCCUUGAUUUAUAAUAUU
This is a messenger RNA of Sipha flava (yellow sugarcane aphid), 3723 nucleotides long. RefSeq names its product longitudinals lacking protein, isoforms F/I/K/T-like. Gene Ontology annotation, cellular component: nucleus. The coding region runs from base 1104 to 2387 and encodes 427 amino acids. The record is from RefSeq and is a predicted model, not a curated record. The transcript is spliced from 4 exons. Gene Ontology annotation, biological process: regulation of transcription by RNA polymerase II. Lineage: Eukaryota; Metazoa; Arthropoda; Insecta; Hemiptera; Aphididae. Gene Ontology annotation, molecular function: protein binding.